This is a messenger RNA of Centrocercus urophasianus (Greater sage-grouse), 1082 nucleotides long. It is a transcript of the gene MARCHF5, whose product is annotated as membrane associated ring-CH-type finger 5. The record is from RefSeq and is a predicted model, not a curated record. NCBI's taxonomy places the organism in Eukaryota, Metazoa, Chordata, Aves, Galliformes, Phasianidae. The transcript has 6 exons. Bases 71 to 916 code for a protein of 281 amino acids. Gene Ontology annotation, molecular function: zinc ion binding.
CCGGCGUGACGCGCGGCUUCCCCGGCGCUGGGCCCCUUUGUCAGGCCGCGGGCCCUCGGCUGUUGGAGCCAUGUCGGAGCAGACGGGCCUGGCGUUGCCGCAGACCAUGGACAGAAGCUGCUGGGUUUGUUUUGCUACCGAUGAGGAUGAUCGGACAGCAGAGUGGGUGAGACCUUGCAGGUGCAGGGGCUCUACGAAGUGGGUUCAUCAGACUUGUCUACAGCGCUGGGUGGAUGAAAAGCAAAGAGGAAACAGUACUGCUAGAGUUGCUUGUCCUCAGUGCAAUGCAGAAUAUUUAAUAGUAUUUCCAAAGCUAGGUCCAGUUGUUUACGUUUUGGAUCUUGCAGAUCGACUGAUCUCAAAGGCAUGUCCAUUUGCUGCAGCUGGAAUAAUGGUGGGCUCCAUAUACUGGACAGCAGUUACAUAUGGAGCUGUGACAGUGAUGCAGGUGGUUGGUCACAAAGAAGGUCUUGAUGUUAUGGAGAGAGCUGAUCCUUUAUUUCUUUUGAUUGGACUUCCCACUAUCCCAGUCAUGCUAAUACUGGGCAAGAUGAUUCGCUGGGAGGACUAUGUGCUCAGACUGUGGCGCAAAUAUUCCAAUAAGCUACAAAUUUUGAACAGCAUAUUUCCAGGCAUUGGUUGUCCUGUUCCUCGUAUUCCAGCAGAGGCCAACCCGUUGGCCGAUCAUGUCUCUGCUACACGUAUUCUGUGUGGAGCUCUGGUUUUCCCUACUAUUGCCACAAUAGUGGGCAAGCUGAUGUUCAGCAGUGUUAACUCAAAUUUACAAAGGACAAUCUUGGGUGGAAUUGCUUUUGUUGCUAUAAAAGGAGCUUUUAAGGUUUACUUCAAACAACAGCAGUAUUUGCGCCAAGCUCACCGCAAAAUUUUAAAUUAUCCUGAGCAAGAAGGUGCAUAAGGCUGUGAUCAUCUGAUGUCAUACAGUCUCACCUAACAGGUUUUCAUGUUGUAUUGGUUCCAUCAUUAUUGCACAGUAGUGGAGAAUUGUGAUAAGUUGCUGCUCCUGUUUUUUUCUUUAAGUACAAUAAAGCACUGUCUUGUGGCAGGGUAUAUCCUUUCAGUAA